Messenger RNA from Seriola dumerili (greater amberjack), 3256 nucleotides. Its product is annotated as seizure protein 6 homolog. NCBI's taxonomy places the organism in Eukaryota, Metazoa, Chordata, Actinopteri, Carangiformes, Carangidae. The transcript has 16 exons. The record is from RefSeq and is a predicted model, not a curated record. Gene Ontology annotation, biological process: synapse maturation; regulation of dendrite development. Bases 158 to 3256 code for a protein of 1032 amino acids. Gene Ontology annotation, cellular component: endoplasmic reticulum; dendritic spine; neuronal cell body.
GCGACGGCAACCCGCAAGGCUCUGUUUGUAUUUUGCAGACGUUAAAAUUCUCGCUUUGCUUGUUUCCCCCCUUUUUUAAGCCCUGGAAGUAUUCUUAUAUUUCAACACAAGGACGUGUUGUGUAGCUGCGCGAAGAGCGACCUCGACUUUAGUAGACAUGUGUAGAAGACAAGACUGUCCAUUAAAGAGCCUCUUCACGGUUUUGGUUCUUGCUGCUGUUGCCGUGACCGAAAUGCAUGGACAAGGUCUGAAGGAAAGCAAUGGCAUCAGUAAGAGAACGCUGGACUCAGAGAGGGACUUCUUCAUACACUCACCAACGCAGGACACAGAGAGCGAAGUCUACUUGGUUACCACUGUCUCACCAAUGAACAUCCCCAACCACCGGCCUGUCCUCAAGGGCCUGCUGCUUCACGAGCACCUACUUACAAGGGACUUCCAGGGGGACCAGCACUUUUUUAGGAGGGAUGGCUCUGUGGCUGCAUUUCCCACCAUGCCAGGCUCCGUGUCUGCCUCGGACGCAGGAGACCCUGCCACCCAGCUGGUGCCCCAUGAGGAUGCCCCAGCCUUCUCAGACAUUGCCACUACUGCCACUCUGGCUGCCACCUCUCCACUGACCACAUUUUCUCCCACAACACCAGGGCCAUCCAUGUCUCUCCCUCAAAAGAAGUCCUCUAAGGAGAAGACCGGGGGGGCAGACAAGGUAGAGCCAACAACAGACACCCUUACCACCCAAGUGACUCCAAAUAAUAGAGGUUUUGGAAGUGAGAACAACCCAGCGGCUUCCUCAUCAUCGCAGAGAAGUCAGAGUCCUUUUCUGGUAGGCGCCACCCUUGCACCCUUCUCAGUGAGGAUGGAGAAAAGUGAAGCACCACUAAAAUACAAAAGCAACCCUGAUCAGCCACUCCCCACCCUAACUGAAGUGUCCCGGGCAGAGGGCGCCACCACAAUGUCCACGACCGUCAUCACGACUACCACCAUCACCAUCACACAAACAUCAGAGUCAUGCGGUCUGAAUUUCACUGACCCUGAGGGUAACAUCGAGAUCCAGCAGCAACUUGACUCCGGAGUGGAGUGCAACUACUUGGUUACCGUCUACCUGGGAUAUGGCAUCGAGGUUCAGGUGCUAAAUGUGAGCGUGUUGGAGGGGGAGCAGGUGACAGUGGAGGACACUGGGGGCCAAGAACCCCUCAUCCUGGCCAACGAGUCAGUCUUGGUGAGAGGCCUUGUUCUACGCAGCUGGAGCAACCAGAUCUCCAUCCGUUUUCGUAGUGACCAACAGCACAACUCCGGAUUCCUCCUGCUGCAUUACCAAGCCUUCGUGCUGAGCUGUGCGUUCCCCAAAGAGCCAGCUGGUGGGGAAGUGUCGGUGACACACCUCCACGCUGGAGGAGAGGCCUACUUCCGCUGUUUCACCGGCUACAAGUUGCAAGGCCCCAAAAUGCUCACCUGUCGCAAUGCAACCACACCUUACUGGAGUGGGAAGGAGCCCCAGUGUGUGGCAUCCUGCGGGGGAAUGAUAAAAAAUGCUACCUAUGGCCGUAUUGUCUCUCCUGGUUUCCCUGGCAACUACAGCAACAAUCUGACGUGCCACUGGGUCCUGGAGGUCCCUGAAGGCCACAGGCUUCACAUUCACUUUGAGAAGGUGGCUCUGGCAGAGGACGAUGACAGGCUGAUGAUUAAGAAUGGCAACAACAUUGACUCUCCCCCUGUGUACGACUCCUAUGAGGUGGAGUAUUUGCCCAACGAGGGUGUGCUCAGCACCGGACGUUACCUCUUUAUAGAGUUCACCACAGACGGGACAGUGACUUCCACUGGCGCAGCCAUCAGAUACGAAGCUUUUGCAAAAGGAAUGUGCUACGAGCCUUUUGUGAAAUACGGCAACUUCAGCAGCAGUGACUCCACUUACAGUGUGGGAGCAGUGGUUGAAUUCUCAUGUGACCCUGGCUACACGCUAGAGCAAGGCUCUGUGGUGAUUGAGUGUGUGGACGCACAAAACCCACAGUGGAAUGAGACUGAGCCGGCCUGUAGGGCUGUGUGCAGUGGGGAGAUCACAGACUCGGCCGGUGUGGUGUUGUCUCCUAAUUGGCCUGAGGCCUACGACAAGGGGCAGGACUGCAUCUGGGGCAUCCAUGUGGAAGAGGACAAGAGGAUCAUGCUUGACAUCCAAGUUCUCCAUGUGGGUAAGAAUGACCUGCUGACCUUCUACGAUGGUGAUGACCUCACAGCCAACAUCCUGGGUCAAUACAGCGGCACACGGUCACGCUUCAAGCUCUACACGUCCAUGGCUGAUGUGACUAUUCAGUUUCAGUCAGAUCCUGCCACCAACAUCUACGGAUACAACAACGGCUUUGUGGUCCACUUCUUUGAAGUGCCGAGGAACGACACGUGCUCUGAGCUGCCGGAGAUCACCAAUGGAUGGAAGAGCACGUCCCACCCUGAUCUAAUCCAUGGUACCGUCAUCACCUACCAGUGCUACCCCGGAUACGAGCUGGUCGGCUCUGAGAUCCUCAUGUGCCAGUGGGAUCUCUCCUGGAGCGGCGAUGUGCCGAGGUGUGAGGAAGUUAUGACGUGUCACGACCCUGGAAACGUGGAACACAGUCGCAAGGUGAUGACGGGCAGCCGCUUCGCUGUCGGAUCCACUGUGCAGUUCAUCUGUAACAAAGGCUACAUCCUGUCCGGCAGCGGCCUCCUCACCUGCUACAACCGAGACUCAGCCACGCCCAAGUGGAGCGAGAGGCUGCCCAAGUGUGUCCCUGAAAAGUACGAGCCGUGCAGGAACCCUGGUGCUGCUUCCACCAGCGUGCAGAGCUCUGAAAAGGCCUUUUACCAAGCAGGAGAGACGCUGACCUUCUCCUGCCACUCAGGCUACGAGCUGCAGGGAGAGGCCACCAUCUACUGCGUCCCUGGACACCCAUCACAGUGGAACAGCACUCCCCCCGCCUGCAGAGCAUCCUCGACCCAGUAUGUGAAUGAACGCAGGCUGGAUGUUGUUAAUCUGGAUUAUGGCAUGGAGGGAACCAAUAUUGCCCUUGCAGUUUUUGUUCCAACUGCAAUCAUCCUGGUGGUUGUCCUCGGGAUUUAUGUCUACUUCUCAAAGCUACAAGGGAAGUCUAUCAGAAUGCCGACAUCCUCGCCACCGUAUGACAACAUGACGGAAGAGUCAGCUUUCGACAACCCGAUAUAUGAGAGUGGAGUAAGUACAGAUGUCAUGAGCAUGCAAGACGUGGAUUCACAGAACACCAGUGUGCUGUCCUGA